This is a messenger RNA of Suhomyces tanzawaensis NRRL Y-17324, 810 nucleotides long. Its product is annotated as putative amidotransferase. The transcript has a single exon. The record is from RefSeq and is a predicted model, not a curated record. Bases 1 to 810 code for a protein of 269 amino acids. Gene Ontology annotation, cellular component: cytosol; nucleus. Lineage: Eukaryota; Fungi; Ascomycota; Pichiomycetes; Serinales; Debaryomycetaceae.
AUGACGGUAGACUCCCAUGUGGCGAUCUUGGUAUGUGAUGGCGCCAUUGACGGCAUCACCCAGCGCUAUGGCGACUUUGGCGACAACACAGCGGCGUUGUUGGCCCAACAGGGCGUCCGUACUCACAAGUACUACGUGUAUGGCACCAGCACCUCCCAGCUCACGGAAACCUACCACCAUCUCCAGCAGGGCCUCGACAACGGCACCGUCAGCGGGAUGGUGUUGACGGGAUCACGCUCGGACGCGUUCGCUACAGGUGUGGUGUGGAUAGACAUGUUGAAUACGUUUUUACAUACAGUGUUGGGAGACCAAAACCCUUGUCCAGUCCCCAUCGCUGGGAUCUGCUUUGGGCACCAGAUCAUGGCCAAAAACCUCGGGUGUACGGUUGGAAGAAACCCGCUAGGCGGCUGGGAGUGUGGCACCACUCCCAUCGCCAUCAGCAGCAGUGCUUUGGCGUUACCCAUGUUUGAACCACUUGCGGGAGCUUCUACCCUCAACCUCUCCGAGUUCCACCAGGACGUGGUGUUGGACUUGCCUCAGUCGAGCUCAUCCAGCUUCGUGUCGGUGGGUUCCACUGCCAAGUGUGCCAUCCAGGGCAUGGUGUCGGUUUCGGGCCCUUUGAGAGUGUUGACGUUCCAAGGCCACCCCGAAUUCCACAGAGACCUUAUCAUCGACAUGGUCCAACACGGGUACGAUGGAAAAAUCCUCACCCAGAAGGAGUACGACGCCUUUUCACAGGCCUCCCGCGACCUCGAGAACCAAGGUGCAGUGGCAGGAGCAGUGCUUGCCAACUUCUUCAACGGAAAGUAG